AUGCCGGGCCAGGACCGUGGAAGGUCCAGAUCCCCUGCCGCGGGUCUGAACACUCGCAGGAUCUCCUCUGCUAUUUGCGGAAUGGUGCGCUACGAGAAGAACCGCCCGGCGGGCCUUCACGUGGACAGCGAUGGCACGUUCGAUCUUGACAACUUGAUGGAGGUCUGGGGCGAGCGCCAAGGCCUCACAAAGCAGGGCAUCAUCAACGCGGUCCAGGUCCACAUGUUCCAGGACCAGAUUUCACGCACCCUCCGCUACUCCAUGAAAGAGGAGGACAACGAGGUUGUCUCAAUCCGGGUCCACCCCAGUCGUAACCAAGGAGGGCGCUUCAGCGGUGCUUCGGUGUCGCGGCACAAUCGGAAGGAAUCACGCGGGGGCACGUGGUGGCGCGACAAGUAUCGCUGGAGUGGUGGUCAAGGAGACGAAGGCGGCAUCACCGAUGAGGAGGACGUUCUAGGGGCUGCGAAGCGGGAGCCCGGAGGGGAGUGGCCAGCCUCCGCCACGAAGAAGGAGAAGGACGCAGCUUCGUGGUCCGGCACCUGGGCAAAAGCCGAGCCAGAGGAAGACUGGAACUGGGCCAGCAACUCCUGGGGCAGCGGCCAAUGGCGGACCAAGCACGAGCAAGAGGAUGUUUGA
Symbiodinium natans is the source of this 636-nucleotide messenger RNA. The record is from the annotation of a GenBank genome assembly. NCBI's taxonomy places the organism in Eukaryota, Dinophyceae, Suessiales, Symbiodiniaceae.